Messenger RNA from Rubroshorea leprosula, 2025 nucleotides. Lineage: Eukaryota; Viridiplantae; Streptophyta; Magnoliopsida; Malvales; Dipterocarpaceae. The record is from the annotation of a GenBank genome assembly.
GUCUAUAUGUACUCAGAGCUUUGAUCUUGUUGAAUCAGGGUGUAUCAAUCAAAAACUUGGAAGCUGGUCCUGAUGGAUGUGUAGCUGCUCUUAAAUUUGAAGAUGGAUCUACCAUAUAAGCAGACACAGCAACCUUUUGUUUCAAUUAUAACACUGUUUUUCAUUUCCUUGCAAGAUGGAAGCCAGAGAAUUGAUGAGUGGGAAAAUCCAUCCUCUCCCCUUAUAUCUCCCUUUUGUCAAGAUAGUUGUUGGCGUUGGAGCAAAACCAGCUGUUAGUCCAUUUAAACACAUGGGAUUAAAUAUUACUGUCGGCAGUAUACAGCUUUGCACUAUUUUACCUGGAAUUUUUUGUAAUUGGAGAUGUAGCAGCAUUUCUGUUGAAGAUGAUUUGUUCAUCUCCACUCAUGAUAGUGCUACUUCCCUAUCUGCUAUUGAUGAGGUUUUGAAGGCUUUUUAUGCUCAUUCUGGUCUGAAAGUCAAUUACAGCAAAUCUGAAAUCUUUUGUUGUGGCUUAUCUGAUUCUGCUAUUGCUUCUUUGAGUGGUGUGUAUGGGUUUAAGGUUGGAAUACUGCCAGUAAAAUAUCUGGGCUUCCCCCUGGUCACUGGGAAGCUCUCUGAGAAGGAGCUUAGGCCAUUAAUGGCUAAAAUUACUGACAAAAUGUCUUCUUGGACUGCCAAACAUCCCUCUUUUGCAGGUCGAGUACAACUAAUAUCCUCUGUCAUCCAGGGAAUUACAAAUUUCUGGUCCUCCAUUUUCAUCCAUCCAAAGAAGGUUAUCAGAGAAGUUGAACAAAAAUGCAAUGCUUUUCUCUGGAAUAACACUACUGAUACAGCUAGAGGGGCUAAAGUGAAGUGGGAAUCUUUAUGUUUUCCUAAACAAGAAGGUGGUCUAGGUAUUAAAGGGCUUGAACUAUGGAACAUUUCUUGCAUAAUGAGAUACAUCUGGAUGAUAUUUUCUCAAGCAGGCUCUAUAUGGGUAGCUUGGGUGCAUGAGUACCUAUUGAAAAAUUGCAGUUUUUGGACAGUUUGACUUCCUACAGAUGCUUCAUGGGGCUGGAGAAAAAUCCUUAAGGUUCAACAAAAGGCCAAAAAUCUUGUCAAGCAUAUUCCAGGGGAUGGGAAGGACAUUUUCAUUUGGCAUGAUGCUUGGCAUCCAGCUAUUCCUUGUUAGGAAAAACUAGCUGUGGUAGUGUGAGUUAAUUAUUGGAACUGGCCUCCAGCCUGCUCUCCGCAGUUAGUUCAGAUUCAAGUUGAUCUAUGUGGCAAGCUAUAUCCCCAAGAGGGAAUUAAAGAUAUUGUUGUAUGGGUACCCUCAGCCUCUGGAAGAUUUCAUACAGGGCAGACAUGGCAUUGGCUAAGACAAAAGCAGAAUAGGGUUCCUUGGUUCGAGCUAAUAUGGUUCUCAGACUCUAUUUCCAAACAUAGCUUAACCGCGUGGCUGGCCAUUUUGAAUAGGCUUACUACUAAAGCAAGACAGAAAAAAUGGACAUCAAGCAUCAAUGAUAUCCGCACUUUAUGUGGUUCAAACGUCAGAAACAUGUAAACACAUAUUUUUUAAGUGCAGUUUUUCAGCUCAGCUCAGAUUUGGCAGCCUUUAUCAUCCACAGCUGGCGUUCCUUUUCAUGAUUCAUAUCUCACUUUAUUGGCUUGGAUGGGGAAAAGGAUUAGGAGGAAAUCUUUGCAAGUGACCCUUAUAAAACUUGCAUGGAAUGUUGUUGUAUAUCAUGUUUGGAUGAAGAGAAAUAGAAGGAUUCAUAAGCAAACUUUCAAACCAAUUCAACUCAUUAUUGCUGAAAUUAGAAGGAUGUUCUUGAUAAGAUUUUGGGCGUUGCUAAGCCCCAUUCUUCUCCCUUGUCCCCUGGCAUAGCUAUUUGGUGGGGGCUUGAAAAUUUUGUACAAUGAAGUUUCUUCUGAGGAUUAGGAGUUAUUUCCUUUUGGUGUAACGGCUGUUGCUUUUUCUUCUUCUUCUUCUUCUUCUUCUUCUUCUUCUUCUUCUUCUUCUUUGAACUGGGCAAACUUGGUGAG